Messenger RNA from Tetrahymena thermophila SB210, 2271 nucleotides. RefSeq lists its product as hypothetical. The transcript has 5 exons. The record is from RefSeq and is a predicted model, not a curated record. NCBI's taxonomy places the organism in Eukaryota, Ciliophora, Oligohymenophorea, Hymenostomatida, Tetrahymenidae.
AUGGAACUAUCUAGCUGCAUAAAGCCAGGCGUGCUGAGCAGCUUGGAGAGUAUAAAAAAUAUCUCUGAGAUUAGCAAAAAUCCAUUCAGCUCGUUCUUCUAAAUUUUGUAAGAGUAACAAGAAAAAAAAAACUUUUCUAAGUUCCCAGUUCUAGCUGAAAUAAAUUCAUACGCACAUCCAAACGAAUAUGAGAAAUACAACCAAUAAAGGUAGAUCUACAAGUCGAGAAAAAUGACUUUUACUGAAGAAGAAGAUUUAUGCAAUGACACCUUCAAUCUUAAUCAAAAUACUUCUGAUAAUUUGUAAGCAAUGUAAAUAGAAUCCAAUCAGAAUAAAUUUAACUUUAAUGUUGGAAACAAUCAAAAAGAAGAAUGCAAUUAAUAACCAUUCUUCUAGGAUGAGCUUUUGUCUUAGAACUUUGAAUGUGCUGUAUCAGAAUACUGCAAUGGAUACGAAGAAGAAGACCAAGAAAACGAAGAAGGAGGAGCAAAUACUCCAGGAUUCACUUCUUAAUACCAAUCUCCUUAAUCUAAGUGUUUGAUUACAGAUACUAUCAAUAAAUCUAAUUCUUAUUACACUUAGUAAAACCCUGUUUCAAAUGAAUUUUUUACGCGCUCCUAAUAGCUUUUUGAGGGAUCUCCAGUUUUUAGUAAUUAUUUUCAUAAUAAUUCAAAUAAUUAAGCUGUGAAACAAGAGCGUAAGAUACACGCUUACAAACAAAACUAAAGCCCAAAUCCAAAAAGUGACUCUAUUUUAUUUCCCAAUUUAACUUCAUAAAAUGUUUAAUAUAAGAUAAUCAGUAAACAUUUGGAAAGGAUUUAGAAGUUGGUAGAAAAGAUAAAGAAUACCUAAGUUGUUAGAAAGUAUAUUUUAAAUAGCUAGCACACAGACUGCUUAGAAAAAGUCAAGAAUUGCUUAUUGAAACAAAAAAAAAUUAACAAUUUACCUUUUAUCACAUCUUGUUUGUAAAUAAUUCGAUUCUAACUCUUUUAACAAAAAUUUAAUAUUGCUGCUAAGGAUAAACAAAAACAACAAAACUUAGCCUAUUAAUCUUAAGUAGCAUAUCAAAAGGCAUUCCUAAAGCUUGAAGAAAAUUAUCAAAGGACAUUAGAAUAAAUUUAAAGCUACAAUUGUCCAACAGAAAACUUGAAAUACAAUUUAAAAGAAUAGCUUCUUGACUCUAAAGCGAUGGCUCUUCCUUAAAACUAUGAACAAUUGAUAAGAUUUAUAAGCAGUUUAAGAAAUUUGAUAAAUUAAAUAUAUUAAAUUAAAUUAUAAUAAUAAGACCAGUCUUUAAAUCAAAAUAAUUUAACUACACUUAAGAGAAGCAUGUCAACUCCAACAGUCUAAAUAAGAUCUUAAUCUAUAUUUUCAAAUUUUAACCAAUCUAUAAAUAAUUUAAAGAAGUCAACCUCUAUUCACCUUGCUUCAUUUUCUAAUAAUUUUAAUAGCAACUCAUUGGUUAAAGAAUCUGAAUUUUAACAAAGACAAUCAGAGAAUAAAUAAUUAAAUGAAGGCAAUAUUCCUGUCAAUUCCUAAUAAAACAUAAACUCGUUUCCCAUAUUUAACUAGAAAAAUAAUAUACCAAGCUCUAAAAAUUAAUUCUAAAAUGAAUAAAACUAGUUUUUCAUAAAUUUUUCUAACAAAAAUUAAGAAUCAUAAAACUAAAAUAUUCAGCUUUUUAACUUAAAUCCUUAAAAUAUUUUAAACUAACAACAACAACAUAUUUCAACAAGAUCAACAGCGACAACAUAAAAAGAUAAUAGCAACCAAAAUGAGAGCCAAAAUGUAAAUCUAUUUGGACUUUCAGUUUAAAAAAGUUCAAGGUCAUCUUCAGUGAGAUCGAGCCAUUUUAAUGAAGACAACGAUAUUUGCAACUCGCCUUUAUCUACAUCAAAUAACAUCUUUAAUUUUACCAAUAAAUUAUAGAAUAUUGUAAAAGAGGAUGAUAAUUCUUAAGUCUGCUACAAGAAUUCAUUUUCAAAUAAAUUUGAAUUUUUAUCUAAUAAUUUUAUUGAACAAGAAUGCCCUUAAUAAGAAUAGAAAGAAAUCAGUGAUUUCCAAAACAAUUAAAAAAUGGAAUCAAAAAAUAGUAAAUUAGAAGCUUAAACAAAAUCUCCUUUGAUAGCUUCUGAUAACGAAGAGACUGCUUUGCCUACUUUCAAAUGCUGUUCUAAUAAUAAUCCUUUCUUUGAUUAUAGUCAUACUCCAACUAUUUAAUCUUUUAAAUCAAGUCAAAAAAAUAAAUCUAAUGCCAUGUUUAUUGAGUGA